AGGAAAUGAAGAUUGUCCGUAGGAGUUGAGGUACUUUUCCCCUCCAAUGAAGAUAUCCAAUUCAUUUUCCUUAUCAGUCGUACUCGUAACUCAUCCUAACAUAAAAUAUUCAAAGCUUAUCGAGGAUUACAAGGAUAAAGAAAAAGGAGGAAGAAAAAAAAAAAAAUCUACCCCAUUUGUAUUUCUCGUCUCGACGUUUUGGAAUCAUCAAAGAGUAAUUUCUUUAGUUCAUUUGUAAACUGUGUUGUUCAAACUAUGAGCUUUUAUGAUCCCGCAAAGGUUUUGCAGAUACAACCUUUGAUUUCUGGUGGCAACAGAAUAAUGAUUCCUUUAUCUUACAACCUAGUACAACAACCAAACUAGAGAAUGUGAAAAAAAAAAAAUAAAAAUAAAAUACUCGACAGCAAGAUUGUGCUUAGCAUAUGCCUUCCUUCUUUUCUGCAAUGGAAAUGAACUUUGGUGAUGAAAUUGAAAAUAAAAGAUAUGCGGAGAAUUUCAUGCACGAUUUCUGGCCACUACCUCCAGUUGACCCUACGAAGGCCAAAUUCCCGUGCUGUCUCGUUUGGACACCUUUGCCAGUUGUUUCAUGGCUGGCCCCUUUCAUAGGACACGUCGGGAUAUGCAUGGAAAACGGCACAGUCUUAGAUUUCUCGGGCUCGAAUUUCAAUAUCGGGGCCCACAAAUGCAAGCACCGUUUCGCGCAUUCCGAAUACGGUGCAGCAAUCACAUGGGACGAAGCCCUGCAAUCGACCGGGCGGCACUUUGAGCACAGGUCUUACAAUCUCUUCACGUGCAACUGCCACUCAUUUGUCGCCACCUGUCUAAACAGGCUCUGCUAUGGAGGGUCCAUGAGCUGGACCAUGGUUGAUGUGGCGGCCCAAUUGCUGUUCCGGGCCAGGUGGGUCGGCCCGUUUUCCGUGCUGAGGUCGUUUUUGCCAUUCCUUACGGUGGUCUGCUUGGGUGUGUUCAUCGUCGGGUGGCCGUUUCUUAUUGGGCUCUUCUCCUUCUCGUUUAUGCUCGUCGGCUGGUUCGUGCUGGCUAAUUACUGCUGUAAGAAUUUUUUGGAUUGUUGAUUUUGUGUUUUUUGAGGUUCCCAGUGUUAGAAUCUUGCUCAGAAUUCAGAAAGAGAGCAUUUUUUUUUUUCUUUUACAUGUCUAUUUUGUUCAAAUAUCCAUUUUUUGCUAAUUCGUUGGUGGAAUCAUUUUAUUGUUGGAUCAACACGCACUCUCCGUUUAUUUCGUGGUGUAGUUUAUACUUACACUAUAAAAUGGCGA
This is a messenger RNA of Striga asiatica, 1274 nucleotides long. The record is from the annotation of a GenBank genome assembly. NCBI's taxonomy places the organism in Eukaryota, Viridiplantae, Streptophyta, Magnoliopsida, Lamiales, Orobanchaceae.